AUGUAUAUUGAGAGACGCCAGUUUAUAAACGAUUUGAAGAAGCAUCAAAGCCAUCUCGAAGAAAUAUCUCAACGAAAAAACACUGCCAUUACAAAAUCAAUUAAAGUCUAUGAUGAGAGGGAGAAACUUCAAAGGAAGAUCCUUGACAUUUCAGCCAAAUUCACCAAAGAGAGUGAUUCAUUCGAAGCAGAGGUGAAGGAACGCCAAAGAAGUAACAAUUAUGUUAACAGAUUAAAUGACUUCAAGAAAAUAAUAUCUAAGUGUCGCUACAGAAAAUCAGUCUUACCAACAAAAGGAGAAGAUCCGGCGCUAAAUUACGAAACUCAGCUUAAUCAGAUUGAGAUAUAUGAAGGAGCUUUCCAUAAGCUAUUUCAAAUUCUUGGUGUCAAGGAAGUCUCUCAAAUAAUUACAAAUUUCAAGACCAACGAAGAGGAAAUUCAUCGAUCUGUGGAGUAUAUCAAUAAAAAUAAUGUCGAUCGUUCUCGACUUAAGAAAGAAAUCGACAUGCUUGAGGAACAGAAGUUCCACACAAUGGCAUCUAUGAAAACUAAUGACGAUAAAUUCCGUCAGCAAAUCUUAAAGCUAGAUGCAGUAAAAGAGGAGUAUUCCCAUGCAAGUUCAGGAAAAUUGACACUUUCAAAGAAUUUGUGCUCAACAAAAAGAAUACUUGAACUUGUGCUUGCAGGGAUUAAGCAGCUGGCUUUACUGGUUCACUGUGUGAUUGAUCCAGAGGAGGAUAUGGAUUCUUUAGUGCCUUUCAGUGUUGAAAGGGUUAUGCUUGCUAUUGAAGAUCGAAUCGGCUACCUUCAUAGCGUGUACAAAUCUCGAAAAGCUAUGCCUCUGGCUGAAAGGCAGACUACAGAGGAUAUUGUACGAGAUACUGAAAGUCUAACUGACUCCGCUAUCAGUGAAGGUGGAACGCUAACCAGAUCAAUUGAUGAUUUACCUUCGGUUGGGUAA
Rodentolepis nana is the source of this 960-nucleotide messenger RNA. NCBI's taxonomy places the organism in Eukaryota, Metazoa, Platyhelminthes, Cestoda, Cyclophyllidea, Hymenolepididae. The record is from the annotation of a GenBank genome assembly.